Molecule: messenger RNA, 3725 nt
Organism: Musca vetustissima
Lineage: Eukaryota; Metazoa; Arthropoda; Insecta; Diptera; Muscidae
Gene: alphaCOP
Product: coatomer subunit alpha
Exons: 2
Coding region: 27-3722 (1231 amino acids)
Biological process (GO): intra-Golgi vesicle-mediated transport; intracellular protein transport; retrograde vesicle-mediated transport, Golgi to endoplasmic reticulum
Cellular component (GO): COPI vesicle coat
Molecular function (GO): protein binding; structural molecule activity
Source: RefSeq, a predicted model, not a curated record
CACAUUGCCACAAACACAAAACAAAAAUGUUGACAAACUUUGAAUCCAAGUCGGCACGAGUCAAAGGCUUGUCUUUUCACCCGAAGCGGCCAUGGAUUUUGGCUAGUUUGCAUAGUGGUGUAAUCCAGUUGUGGGAUUAUCGUAUGCAUACACUGUUGGAAAAGUUCGAUGAGCACGAUGGUCCUGUACGUAGUGUAGCUUUCCAUCAACAAAUGCCACUGUUCGUUUCCGGUGGUGACGAUUACAAGAUUAAGGUGUGGAACUACAAACAGAGACGUUGUAUAUUUACGCUGUUGGCUCAUUUGGAUUACGUGCGUACUGUAGCAUUCCAUCAUGAAUAUCCUUGGAUUUUGAGUGCUUCCGAUGAUCAGACUAUUCGCAUUUGGAAUUGGCAAUCGCGUAAUUGUAUUUGUGUAUUGACCGGACACAAUCACUAUGUGAUGUGUGCUCAAUUCCAUCCGACAGAAGAUCAAAUUGUUUCCGCUUCGUUGGAUCAAACGGUACGAGUAUGGGACAUUUCGGGUUUGAGAAAGAAGAAUGUGGCUCCAGGACCUGGUGGAUUGGAUGAACACCUUAAGGGUCAUCCAGGAGCUACAGAUCUAUUUGGCCAAGCUGAUGCUGUGGUAAAACAUGUGUUGGAAGGUCAUGAUCGUGGUGUAAAUUGGGCCAGCUUCCAUCCCACACUUCCUCUGAUUGUUUCGGGUGCUGAUGAUCGUUUGGUUAAAUUGUGGCGUAUGAAUGAAUACAAAGCCUGGGAGGUGGACACAUGUCGUGGUCAUUACAACAAUGUAUCUUGUGUGUUGUUCCAUCCACGUCAAGACCUUAUCAUAUCGAACGGUGAAGAUCGCAGUAUUCGUGUUUGGGAUAUGACCAAACGCCAGUGUUUGUAUACAUUUAGACGGGAUGGUGAACGUUUCUGGAUUCUAACUGCCCAUCCCACACUCAAUCUUUUUGCUGCCGGCCAUGACGGAGGCAUGGUUGUCUUCAAGUUGGAACGUGAACGUCCCGCCUAUGCUGUACAUGGCAACAUCUUGUACUAUGUAAAGGAUCGUUUCUUGCGUAAACUUGACUUUACCACAACCAAGGAUACCGUGGUAAUGCAAUUGCGUGGUGGCGGCAAAUCCCCUGUCCACAGUAUGUCCUACAAUCCGGCAUUGAAUGCUGUUCUAUUGUGCACACGCACCAACAAUUUGGAGAACAGCACUUAUGACUUGUGCCAGAUACCCAAAGAUGCUGAAUCUCAAAGUGAAAACGACAGCAAACGUUCUUCGGGUAUCACCGCCAUCUGGGUAGCCCGUAACAGAUUUGCUGUCCUUGAUCGUAACCAACAACUUGUCAUUAAGAACUUUAAGAAUGAAGUUACAAAGAAGAUUCCAACAUUCUGUGAAGAGAUCUUUUAUGCCGGUACUGGUAUGCUGCUUAUUCGUGAUCCUGAAUAUGUUACCUUGUACGAAGUGCAGAGACUCGUUUCGGUGGGUUGCAUUAAGCUACCCAAGUGUCGUUAUGUUGUGUGGUCUCCCGAUAUGUCUUUGGUGGCUUUGCUGUGCAAACACUCGGUCACUAUUUGCGAUAGACGUUUGCAGUAUCUGUGCACCAUUCAGGAGAAUUGCCGUGUUAAGUCUGGAGCCUGGGAUGAUUCUGGCGUCUUCAUUUAUACCACUAGCAAUCAUAUUAAGUAUGCCAUUACCAAUGGUGAUCACGGCAUCAUUAGAACUUUAGAUCUACCCAUUUACUUGACACGUGUCAAGGGUAACCAGGUCUUCUGUUUGGAUCGUGAAUGCCGCACUCGGGUACUCCACAUCGAUCCUACUGAAUAUAAAUUUAAACUUGCCCUCAUCAAUCGCAAAUAUGAUGAAGUUUUGCAUAUGGUACGAAAUGCCCGUUUGGUUGGUCAAAGCAUUAUUGCCUACUUGCAACAGAAGGGCUACCCAGAGGUGGCUCUACACUUUGUCAAAGACGAAAAGACACGAUUCGGCUUGGCUUUGGAAUGCGGCAACAUUGAAAUUGCUCUGGAAGCUGCUAAGGCUCUGGAUGACAAGGACUGUUGGGAACGUUUGGGCCAAGCUGCCCUUUUGCAAGGCAACCACCAAAUUGUGGAAAUGUGUUAUCAACGCACCAAGAAUUUCGACAAACUCAGCUUCCUGUAUCUGAUCACCGGCAACUUGGAAAAACUAAAGAAGAUGAAUAAAAUCGCUGAAAUUCGCAAGGACGUCUCGGCUCAGUAUCAGGGUGCCUUGGUGUUGGGUGAUGUCAAGGAACGUGUCAAUAUUUUGAAGAAUUGUGGUCAAAUGUCAUUGGCUUAUUUGACCGCAGCUACCCACGGUUUGGAUGAACAAGCAUCCAAUUUGGCUGAAUCCAUUACCCAGGAGGGCAAUCCUCUGCCUGAAGUAAAUCCCAAUGCUACUCUCCUAAGACCACCUGUACCCAUUCAACAGGUGGAAACCAAUUGGCCGUUGUUAAGUGUAUCCAAGGGCUUCUUCGAGGGUGCCAUGUUGACACGUGCCAACACAAGUGCUACAGCUAGACAAGCUUUGAACGUCAAUGCGGAUGCUGCCCUCGAUGUUGGAGCUGGCGAUGGCUGGGGAGCUGAUGCUGAUUUGGGGCUGGAUGAAGAUGGUGAUGAGGAAAUGCAUGAUGCCAUUGGUGAUGAGGGUCUUGAGGGUGGUGCCGACGAAGGUGCUGGAUGGGAUGUUGGCGAUGACGAUUUGGUUGUUCCCGAAGAACUUGCAUCUAAAAUUAAGGCAUCUGCCUUGGAUAGUGGUUACUAUGCUGCACCCAACAGAGGUCUAUCGGCUCCGCAACACUGGGCCAAUAAUUCACCAUUGGUUUUGGAUCACAUAAAGUCUGGCUCAUUUGAAUCUGCCUUCCGUCUGCUAAACGAACAGCUGGGUAUUGUCAAUUUCCAACCAUUCAAGCCCUUGUUCAUGCAGAAUUAUGCCUGUGCAUCGACUAGUUUUACCGGCAUGCCCAACUUAGCAUCUUUAUGCGCUUAUCCACUACGCAAUACCAAUGAAAGCAAUGUAAAACAACAGCGUCCCGCUUUGGGCAUAAAGUUGAACGAUUUGGUACAGCGUUUACAGGCUGGCUAUCAAUUGACAACAGGUGGCAAAUUCUCGGAAGCUGUGGAGAAAUUCCAUUCAAUUUUAAUUAGCAUUCCCCUAUUGGUUGUCGACACCAAACAAGAUAUCGCUGAGGCUCAACAACUACUAAAAAUCUGUACCGAAUACAUUCUUGGUUUGAAAAUGGAAACUGCCCGCAAAGGCUUGCCUAAAUCUACAUUGGAAGAACAAAAACGUCUCUGUGAAAUGGCUGCAUACUUUACUCACUGCAAACUCCAGCCUGUCCAUCAAAUUCUUACCCUGCGUACUGCUCUUAAUAUGUUCUUUAAAUUAAAGAACUAUAAGACAGCAGCAUCUUUUGCACGCCGUCUAUUGGAAUUGGGACCUCGCCCUGAAGUCGCUCAACAAGUUCGUAAAAUUCUGCAAGCCUGCGAGGUCAAUCCCGUUGAUGAACAUCAAUUGCAAUACGAAGAAUUUAAUCCAUUUAAUAUUUGUGGCAUUAGCUAUAAGCCAUUGUAUCGUGGUAAACCUGAUACAAGUUGUCCAUUCUGUGGAGCAUAUUAUGACCCACAAUACAAGGGUAAAUUGUGUACCGUGUGUGAAGUGAGUGAAAUUGGCAAGGAUUGUAUUGGCCUGCGGAUAUCAAAUUUGCAAUUCCGUUAAAUU